Messenger RNA from Centropristis striata (black sea bass), 1239 nucleotides. RefSeq names its product thrombopoietin (gene thpo). Gene Ontology annotation, biological process: cell population proliferation. NCBI's taxonomy places the organism in Eukaryota, Metazoa, Chordata, Actinopteri, Perciformes, Serranidae. The coding region runs from base 706 to 1239 and encodes 177 amino acids. Gene Ontology annotation, molecular function: cytokine activity; hormone activity. The transcript is spliced from 5 exons. Gene Ontology annotation, cellular component: extracellular region. The record is from RefSeq and is a predicted model, not a curated record.
AAGUUGCAAAAUUAAAAUCUUUUAUAAGCUGAAUCUAAAUGUGAAAAAGCCUGGUUUGUAAAUUAACAUCCUUCUACAUGGGAUUGUGGCAAUUUAAAAUCCUAUAAACACUAUUUUUUUCAACUCAUUUAUGCAUUAUAGACACAGAGAAGUCGACACAAACAGGCUACACGCCCACAUGUAACUUACACACACCCACAUGCUGUAUGUGGGCUGUGUACCUUCCUCUGACAUCAAUUUUGUAAAUUAUAUGAACCCAAGCUGCUACCUCUAUUGGCUGGAGCAAACUGAGACAAAAAGUAAAUAGCUUCGAGCAGGAGUGACCGGAUUUGAUGUCAGCUGUGUAAAUGGAGUCUUUCACAAUAAUAAAUCAUUAACCUUUUAGUCAGCAAGCAUGCUGUCCCUUCAAUGCCCAGAAAGCCUACUGUGGUCAUACCAGGAGCAAAUACUCCUACUAACAUCAAUGAAAUGCCAUUUUAAGUCUAUAACUUUUUGUGAUAAUGCGCAGUAGGGAAGUUGGAGCGCAUCCUGCUCUCAGGCUAGAUAACACUCGCACUUCCCACUGCUGAAUGAGAAAGUGGGAAAUCAAGUGGUGAGAAGACAAAAAGGACACACAGCUCCUCGACAGUGGACACAGGGCAUUUUCCACCUGGCAUAAUUCUUAAUGGAACAAAUGUGGAUUCAUCGGGAGUGGCCAAGCAGGGCAUGGCUUUAAGCAGACUCCUGCUGCUCUGUAUGGUAGCCUCUGAAGUGUGGGAUGCUGAGACCAGACCCAUAGAAUUUGUGUGUAAUAAAGGCGCCAGGAGGGCUAUGAACAUUGUGGCAGAGAUGGAGAGGGCUUUGGUUGAAUGUUUUGGCUUGACGACUCUCUCCACACCAGUUCAGCUACCCUGUACCGAGCUUCAUGUAGCAUCUUGGGAAAACAAAUCACACCAGGAGAAGAGAGGAGAAAUAGUUGCAUCCUUGAGGCUUCUUAUUGAAGGUGUGAAGGCCGUGAAGGCCCCAGGCCAACCAGGAUGUGCCACUUCGCUACUGCAGAGACUGGAGAACAACAUUAACAACUACCUGCUCAUUCUAACAAACCUUCAGCUGAGUGGGCCAGUGGUGAGUCCAGCACUGUCAUGUGUUCCUCGAAGCACUCAGAGUCUGAGCACAGUCCUGUUGAACUACAACCAAUUGAUUUCAGGCAAACUGGAGAGGUUCAUGGUUCACAUGGAAGACAGAUGCACUUCCCAGUGA